UUCACUUUUGAAAUACUCGUUGGAUGUCUUUGUCGAGUCCUAUAAUUCUUACUGAAAUAUGCUCAGGCCAGGUACUUUUUAUAGCCAUGUACCUUUUUUUCCACCAAAAUUGACAAAUUUCAAGUUAUAUGCUUCACGUUUCCGAGCAGAGAAAUAUACAGUCACAUUCGAUGAAGACUUGGAUGCAGAAAUGGAGCAACAAUCAGAAGGCAGCUUCACACCUUCGAAGUCUCAUCUCAGCCCUGCUAAUAACCAACUAUUCGAAGCAUUUCAACCAAUUACCGAUGCAAUUCCCUUCCCCAAAAGAAAAUUAGGCCAAAAUCCAGAAUGGGUCAAAGGGUCUGACGGUGAAAUUGCCGAUUUCGCUUACUCUGCGGGAUAUCUGCAUAAGGACAAUUUCGUUGCUCGUGCUGUCUACAACAACUCCUUAAUUCCUGGAAAGAUAUCUAGUGGACAAAAGGCUGUGUACAUUGGGGUAGGAACAAAGGAGGUUGCUGUGUCCAGUUAUGAGACGUUGGGAUCUUCUCCGAGCUAUCUCUGCUGGAUCUGGCCUGAGUUCUUACCAGCUUCCACUCCUGUCGAAGGCGGCCAUGACGAGAAUGGUAACCCAAUCCACGUUGGACGUACGGGCGAUCAAGAGAUUCUUGGAGCAUUUUAUCCAUCUCGUGGAGAAUUGGUGACCACUUCCAACGGUCACACAAACGUUGAAAGAAACCCAAAAAACAUCAACAUCCUUGUGUGGAGCUGGUCUGUCUUUCCGAACUGCGGCUGGUAAAUCAUCUAGUUUUUUCAUGGCUCGUUUCUGUCACAUAUUUUUUCAUGGAAUAAAAGUUUUGUCCAAUAUACACAAUAAAAUCACCUUGUUUCAAUAAACAA
Molecule: messenger RNA, 876 nt
Organism: Folsomia candida
Lineage: Eukaryota; Metazoa; Arthropoda; Collembola; Entomobryomorpha; Isotomidae
Exons: 6
Coding region: 59-775 (238 amino acids)
Source: RefSeq, a predicted model, not a curated record